Messenger RNA from Orcinus orca (killer whale), 2822 nucleotides. Its product is annotated as polyadenylate-binding protein 1-like 2. Gene Ontology annotation, cellular component: ribonucleoprotein complex; nucleus; cytosol. The coding region runs from base 16 to 654 and encodes 212 amino acids. The record is from RefSeq and is a predicted model, not a curated record. Gene Ontology annotation, molecular function: poly(U) RNA binding; poly(A) binding; mRNA 3'-UTR binding. The transcript has a single exon. NCBI's taxonomy places the organism in Eukaryota, Metazoa, Chordata, Mammalia, Artiodactyla, Delphinidae.
GAUGCUGAUGCGGAGAUGGGCGGGGGCUCAGGGGGGAAUCCGGACUUUCCUAUGGCUUCGCUGUACGUGGGCGACCUGCACCCUGAGGUGACGGAGGCAAUGCUGUACGAGAAGUUCAGCCCAGCCGGGCCCAUCCUCUCUAUCCGCAUUUGCAGGGACAAGAUCACCCGCCGCUCGUUGGGCUAUGCGUAUGUCAACUACCAGCAACCGGUAGACGCCAAGCGGGCCCUGGAGACCCUGAACUUUGAUGUCAUCAAGGGCAGGCCAGUUCGCAUCAUGUGGUCCCAGCGGGACCCCUCGCUCCGCAAGAGCGGGGUGGGCAACGUCUUCAUCAAGAACCUGGGCAAAACCAUCGACAACAAGGCGCUGUACAACAUCUUCUCGGCGUUCGGCAACAUCCUCUCCUGCAAAGUGGCCUGCGACGAAAAGGGGCCCAAGGGCUACGGGUUCGUGCACUUCCAGAAGCAGGAGUCCGCCGAGAGGGCCAUUGAUGCGAUGAAUGGCAUGUUCCUGAACUACCGCAAAAUUUUCGUUGGGAGAUUCAAGUCGCAUAAGGAACGAGAGGCCGAAAGGGGAGCCUGGGCCAGACAGUCCACCAGUGCUGACGUCAAGGAUUUCGAGGAAGACACCGAUGAGGAGGCCACCUUGCGAUGAAGACAUCCCAGGAGCGAGCCAGCCAGCAGAGCCAAACCUUGGCUCCCACCCGGUUUACAGCCCCACCCUUUGCCCCCCUAACCCACCAGCAGUGUAUUGUAUUGGGAGUGCAGGUCUCUGUCUCUCACAACCGCCCCCCCGCCCCCCACCCCCGUCUUCCUUCCCUCCAUCUCUCCCUCCCUCCACCUGUCUCAGUCCCUCUCACUCUGUGUCUCUCUCUGACUUUCUCUCCACUCCCCUGUCGUCCCUACCUCUCCUCUCCCCUCCCUUCCCCCCACACCCACCUUGGGUGCUGUGAAUAAUCUUGCUAAUCUGUGCCACUUGACAGGUUAAAGGCUGUCUUCUCCUUGUGGUUUGGUUUAAAAAGCACUUUCUCUCUUUGUUUAUUGCACAGGUGAUACAAUUUCAUGGUAGAAACAUCAGGAAGGAGAAGGAAAUCAGAUGAGGGAAACCCAAGAGAGUAAUUGCUCCCCAUGACCUUACUACCGGGAGACAACCACUUUUACCAUUUCCGUGUGCUGUUUUCCAGGCUCUCUCCUCUCCUCUCUCCCUCCCUUCCUCACCUCCACCCCACCUUCCCUUUUAACACACUGUUAUAGAAUGGUUCAUGUAUGUGGUGUUUCUUAAUCUGCUUUUUCAAAAACUAAAACCAAACAAAAAUCAACCCAUUGAACUUCUUUCCAUGUUAUUCAACAGGCUUCAGAACCGUCAUCUUCAGUGCCUGAAGAGUGUAUCGAUGGACCCUAACAUUUCUGUAGUCAUUCCUGCAUUGUUGGACAUUCAGGUGGUGCCUAGUUCUUUCCCUGUGUUUAAACCCAGCAUUGUGUAUACUGCAAUGAGUGAAUUCUCCCUUGUCAAGCCAAAUCUUCACAAGCAUACCUGAUGAUCUUAAUUGUGGACUUGCAGGAUCCACAUAUGGACAUUUUAAAGACUUUUCCUGUGUGUUGCCAAAUGGCCCCUUCAUAAGCAUUGUACCGAUUUUCAUUCAUGCCAGCCAGCUCAGCUAGUAAAAAGAGUAUGCCCAUUUCCCCUGCAUAGUCUCCUGGUCACUGUAAUUGAUGUGUGUGUGUGUGUGUGUGUGUGUGUGUGUGUGUGUGUGUGUGUGUGUGUGUGUGUGUCUUGGCCAGCUUGAUGGGCUGCAAAUGGUAUUUCACUGUCCUUGGUUGUUUUGCUGAAUUUAAAUACUGUUUUUCCCCUGUGCCUACUUCCUGCCCUUUUCCCCAUUCUCAGAAAAAUAAUUCAGCUUCAUUUCAGGAAACAAAUCACAAAGCGGACAAGUUAACAGAAGAAAAUUAAUGUCACCUGUAAUCAAUCCUAAUGAGCACCCAUACCUCCCUGAAUCAUUUUCAUCUGUACCUGUCUAAUAUUUUCUAAGAACUACCUGCAACAUUUUUGGCUGUACCUCUCUAGUAUUUUUCUGAUUCAUAUGUCAUGUAUGUAUAUAAUAAUGUACAUAUUGUUUUUAUACCUGCUUUUUCACACUUAAAUGUGUGUGUGUAUAUUUAUACACACACAUACUCUUGAACUUCAUUUCAUGUCAUUAAAGAUUAUUUAAAAAUAUUUUCUUUGGCUGUUAAUAUUUCAUUGAAUUGAUGACUUAAUAGGUGGAUAUAUAUGUGUACACUUCCUGCCCUUUUUCCCAUUUUCAGAAUAAUAUUUCAGCUUCAUUGAAGGAAAAAAUUACAAAGCAGACAACUUAUCCAUGUCUAUAUCUCUGUGUUUGUGUGUAUAUGUAUUUUAACUACUUCCUCAUUGUUGAACAUGUAAGUUGUUGCUCAUUUUUGUUUAUACAAACAGAGCUGUCAAGUGCAUCAUAGUGCACAAAUCUCACUGACUUUCCAGAUUAUUUUCUAAACAAAUAUUGCAGAUAGGAAAAUUUAAGUAUCAAAGGAUAUGGGCAGUUUGGUGGCGAAGUGCAUUAAUAAAUGGCCAUCUAUAAAGAUAGUAUCCGUUUACAUUUGUAAGAUGCACCAAUAUUGUAAGGGGAGCUGGAUUACGUGUAUAAUUUUCUGUACUUGGUAUUGCAAUCAUCUCUGCAUUUACUCAAUAUUUUAUCAGGAGCUUUCUUGUUUUUAUUUAUUUUAAACAUUUUAUACAGUCUGUACAUGAUUAUAAUAGAAAAUAUUUGUAACUGUUAAUAUAGCAAAAGAAUUAUCACUCCUAAUACC